UCUGGCAGAUCCUGUGUCCCCCUGAAACAUGCAAAGGAUUCAGGAUAUGUUGGGGUAUGAAAGGCUGACCCAGCUCCUGCCCACCACAAAAUUGGAUGGCCGAGUCAUUACAGCUAUACUCUGUGGCUUCGGAGCUGGCAUCCUGCUGCGCAAGUGGCUCUUUAGGAGACAACUUCAGAAGAAGAUUGCCAAGGCCCAGGAGCAGAGAGAACGUUUGCUGGAGCAGAUGAAGGCAGCAGUGCACCGCUUCAAGCAAAAGCAUCCAGACAUCCGGGCUGAGUCCAUCCUCUCUCUGUCGCUGCUGGAACUGAGUGAGAAGCUCCAGGAAGGUACCUUCAGCCCAGAAAAUGUCCUCUACACCUACAUGGAGCAGGCACUGAAGGUAAACGAGGAGCUGAACUGCCUCACGGACUUUAUUCCAGACUGUGAAGAGCAGCUUAGAGAACUACAGAAGCGCAAAGAAAAGGGGCUUCUAUACGGAAUUCCAGUCAGCUUGAAGGAGCACUAUGAUUACAAGAAUCAUGUCUCUAGCUGUGGCCUGGUGAGCUUUCUUGGAAUUCCUGCAAAAGAUGACUCUGUGAUUGUGAAAGUGUUGAAGAGCCAAGGGGCCAUCCCUUUUGUCAAGACCAAUGUUCCACAGACCAUGUUGAGCUAUGACAGCAGCAACGUGAUCUUUGGAAAGACUCUGCAUCCCCAAAACCCCAAGAAAAGUCCUGGGGGUUCCUCCAGUGGGGAAGGAGCACUGAUUGCUGGAGGGGGUUCCAUCUUGGGCUUGGGCAGUGAUGUGGGUGGAAGUAUCCGCAUACCUUCUAGUUUCUGCGGUAUUUGUGGUUUAAAGCCUACAGCAUCUCGACUGAGCUUCCUUGGUAUCCCUGUCCCCUUGCCAGGCAUGGACACUGUGACCGCCAGCCUGGGGCCCAUGGCCAGGGAUGUGGACAGCCUAGCCUUGUGCAUGAGGGCACUGCUGUGUGAGGAGCUAUUCCAUCUAGAUCCCUCCUUGCCACCUCUCUCCUUCAAUGAUGAGGUGUACGCCAGCUCCAAGCCCCUGCGCAUCGGCUAUUAUGAAUCAGAUGGUUUUAGCCAGCCAACUCCCAGCAUGAAGAGAGCUAUCCAGCAGACCAAGCAACUACUAGAGAAGGCGGGGCAUGAGCUCAUUCCCUUCUCUGUUCCACGAACUGAGCACAUGGUUUAUGAACUCUUUCUCGGAGGCAUAUUUGCAGAUGGAAUAGAAACCCUACAUGAUCUAUUGAAAAAUGAAAUGAUUGAUCCUUGCAUACACUAUCUCUUCAGACUGAGCUAUUUUCCAGCAUUCGUUAAGCGGCUUCUCUCCUUCCUGUUAAAGCCCAUGUUCCCACGACUGGCCAAAUUCUUAGAUAAAACCUGCGGCAUUGGGUCAGUGAAGAAACUCUGGAAGCAGCAUGACGCUGUGAAGACUUAUCAGUGUGAAUUCAUUGACAAAUGGAAAUCUCUGGAGUUGGAUGUUAUUCUCUGCCCUGCUGUAUGUCCAGCCUUCAACCUGGCUUCUAGUGGGAUUCUCCUUGGUGUUACCUCCUAUACUUUCCUUUAUAAUGUUCUGAACUUCCCUGCGGGAACUGUCACUGUUGACACAGUGACAGAGGAAGAUGAGGAGGAGCUGAAACAAUACCAAGGAUACUACCAUGACUUCUGGGACACACAACUCCGGAAGAGUGUUGAAGGAGGAGUGGGGCUUCCCAUUGCAGUGCAGUGUGUGGCUUUACCAUGGCAGGACGAGCUGUGUCUGCGCUUGAUGAAGGAGGUGGAGACAGUGACCCGAGAAUGGAGAAGACGCAGGUGAAUCCUCGGCCACUGAAGGACUGAGUCCUCCCCAAGCUUCACAAUACUGAGCUUGAAAUGCAGAUCACGCUGCUUUGCCGCUCAACCCUCACAGGCAGUCUAAUCUAUUUCUCUCCCCAGGUACUCAAGUUAAACAUUUUAAUUAAUUGAUUAACAUCUGCCAGUGAGCCAGGUAAUAGGUGUUUUUUCCUGACAAUUCAAAUUCCACUUUCUAGGGAGGUAAACUAGGGCAACUGUCUUUAAUUUUCAGCCUUAGUUUCUGUGACAGUAAAGUGGGGGAUAAUGAUAAUGUUUAGGGGUGACAUUCAUUAAAUACUUACUAUAAACUGUAA
Messenger RNA from Equus quagga, 2147 nucleotides. Its product is annotated as vitamin D3 hydroxylase-associated protein-like. Gene Ontology annotation, molecular function: fatty acid amide hydrolase activity; amidase activity. Gene Ontology annotation, biological process: fatty acid catabolic process. The transcript has 15 exons. The coding region runs from base 29 to 1816 and encodes 595 amino acids. NCBI's taxonomy places the organism in Eukaryota, Metazoa, Chordata, Mammalia, Perissodactyla, Equidae. The record is from RefSeq and is a predicted model, not a curated record.